Messenger RNA from Catharus ustulatus (Swainson's thrush), 1999 nucleotides. RefSeq names its product glutaredoxin and cysteine rich domain containing 1 (gene GRXCR1). The transcript is spliced from 5 exons. Gene Ontology annotation, cellular component: kinocilium; stereocilium. Bases 1022 to 1960 code for a protein of 312 amino acids. NCBI's taxonomy places the organism in Eukaryota, Metazoa, Chordata, Aves, Passeriformes, Turdidae. The record is from RefSeq and is a predicted model, not a curated record. Gene Ontology annotation, biological process: sensory perception of sound; inner ear receptor cell stereocilium organization.
UAAGAUUUGUAUCUGCAUUUCUGAAGUCUUGAUCAGUCUCAGGUGCUUGAAGUUGCUUGUGAGUGUGGACAUUACCAUUCUGGGAUGGCUGAGCAUCUAGGGACUCAUUUCAUGCCUACACCUCUCAGGGGCCACAGCCUUCAGGAAGCAAUUCAGUAUUCAUGAGUCUAGAGAGAAAAUGAAGCUGUAGAGAGUGUCUAGGGAAUGUUUGCCAGGAAAGAGAGAGGAAGAUUGAGUUCUUAAAGCUGCAUUUUUCUUUAAAUGAAGAAAACACAGAAAUAGCACUGUAAGUAGGAAUCAUCAUGCAAACUCAGAAGCAGCUUGGGGGUUUAAGGUGCUACUACAUGAUAUUGAGUAGACAUAGACAGAAACCUCAAGUGUGGGUUGGUUAUUUUUACAUCUAGAACUGGGUGCUGAACACUGUGGCAACCACCACUUGUGAAUUGCUAGAAUAAGGGAAUGUGAUUCCCUGUGGAUGAAUCCAUGUUACCCUACUUAUUGUUUAUCCUUGUUGCCUCAAUUAAUUAGCUUUCUCCUACUACUUGUUCAGAUUCCCAGUCACUGACAAAACAGAACAUACGCUGUGGUUGUUGUGUGGUACUAACUGCGGCUCAGAUUUAUUUAAAAACAUUGUGUUACUCUGUGCAACAAAUUCUGACUAAUUGCUUCUCCUCUGCUCUGCCAGUCUGUGAAAAGGUCAGCAUUGAGAACCAUCAAGUCGGAGCUCCCUGCUGAAUCUGUGUAAGCUUGUGCAAAAUGCAAACUCUGGUGAAUGAGGUUUCGCUGGUAGGCAAGUUAAGUGUUUUGAUGAAAGAAGUGUGCUCAUCCUUGAUUCAGGUCCUGAAGAUUUUGAUCUUUCCUCCAGGUUUUAGUUUAAAGGUAACCAUAGCACAAAUGCAUCCAUUAUUAAGUGCAGAACGGCAGUGGCUCCUUGGGCACCCUCUUUGCUUUAAUAUGAGCACCCGUGUGAACAGCAAACAGCGCUGAUAUUGUUGUCAAGUGUGACACGCUGGCAGAUGCGAUGGGCAGCACGCUGGAACAAUGCAAACUGCUGGAAUGCAAACUGCUGGAAGAGGCGAUGCUCAAGGGCGAGGGGAAGGCGGACAGCGAGCGGCUGCUGAGGAAGGUUCGGUUCCGCGUGGCGUCCUCGCACAGCGGCCGCGUGCUGAAGGAGGUGUACGCCGAUGGCGAGGCCAACGAUUCACUGGACUCCGAGUACGCCAGCAGCUCCGAGACAGACCAAACCAGCCGGCUGAGCGAAGUGGACGGGCAGCACAACGGAUACGUGGGCUCGGAGUGUGAUGAAAAUGAGAGUGAGCAGGAUGACCUGCUCAUUUUAGUCCGAGCCGCUAAAGAGAAGGGGUUUGGUACAAAGAGAGUCAACAUCCUCAGCAAAAAUGGCACAGUCAGGGGAGUCAAGCAUAAAGUCAGUGCUGGUCAAGCCCUUUUUGACAAUUUGGCAAAAGUAUUUCAGGUCUCAACAGUCCCAGAGUUUGGCCGCAUAGAGAUUUAUACUACCAGUCUUCGUAUAGUGAGAACCACUUUUGAAAGAUGUGAACUGGUCAGAAAGAUAUUUCAAAAUCACAGAGUUAAGUUUGAAGAAAAAAACAUUGCUCUGAACAGUGAUUAUGGAAAAGAACUAGAUGAAAGAUGCAGAAGUGUCUGCGAAGUUCCAUCACUCCCUGUUGUGUUUAUUGAUGGCCAUUAUCUUGGGGGUGCUGAGAAAAUUUUACUAAUGAAUGAAUCUGGGGAACUGCAGGAUCUCUUAACCAAAAAUGAGAGAGUCCAGCAUCCUCAGGAGUGCCUCUCUUGUGGGGGCUUUGGUUUCCUGCCGUGCUCAGCGUGCCAUGGGAGCAAGAUGUCCGUGUUCCGGAACUGCUUUACGGACUCCUUCAAAGCCCUCAAGUGCACUGCCUGCAAUGAGAACGGGCUCCAGCGCUGCAGGAGCUGUGCAGGCUGAAAAUGGCAUCUCCACGUGUUCAAACUAAUUUUAUGGUAC